Messenger RNA from Gongylonema pulchrum, 1317 nucleotides. Lineage: Eukaryota; Metazoa; Nematoda; Chromadorea; Rhabditida; Gongylonematidae. The record is from the annotation of a GenBank genome assembly.
AUGUUUUUUUUUUUUCGCCUCGUUCUUCAUUCUGCAUAUUUCUCACGGAAGCUUUUUCAGGAUAGCGCAUCACGUUCGCCUGCCGCAAAUUUGGAACGUAACAAAAUUUGGCGUCAAAUUACGGAAGAAAUCAAUAAGAAGUAUUCCCAUUUGAAUACGUUGACGUACGAACAGUGCAAAAAAUUAUGCAAGUAUUAUAAGCGCAAAGAUCCAACAAAUUAUGGGAUUGCAUUCCACUCGAUGCAUGGUGACCUGAUUCCAAGUGCUUACAAAGAGCAACAGCAACAAGCAGCGGCAGCAGCUGCUGCUGUUGCUAAUUAUGUGCCGCCAAAUGUGCAGAUGGAUGAACCGGUUGACGUGGAUGAAUUACUGGAAGCAAAUGACGUCGUCGAUGGCAUUUGUUGCGAUUCAGGUAACGUUUCUGAUAACUUACCUCAUUCAGCGGCCUCAUCAUCUAGUUCCACGGAUGGUCUGGUGAUUACGGGACAGCAUGCUACCGCUACUGCCAUGGCAGCUGCGGCUGCUAUAACAAAUCAGCAGAAGAAGGAGCGGGGCCAGUUUGUGUGCAAAUUGGCCGAAAACUUCAAUGGUGUUUUUGACAGUCAUUCCAGACUGUACCACAUCAAUGCUGAAAGGAACCAAGUGUGGAAGCAAAUUACGGAUACGGCCAAUGAGAAAUUUGGGGCCGAAUUGGGCGAUCUAACAAUUGAGCAAACAAAGAAACUGUACGCGAACUAUAGGCGAAAGUCGCAGGCGCCUUCAUUUGGAAGUGCCACAAGCACUGGCGAGAUGCUGCGAUCCGAAACAAAUAGCAUCAAUGGAUCUGCUGCCUUAGUUCUGGAUGCAGCGUCUACCAGUCCCGAUUUACUGAAUCGUCUAGUGGCGCAAGCAAAUGGCGGAAAUGGUUCGUCCAGUGUUGGCCAUACUCGAACCGUUUCACCACAUCUACCACGUCUUACAUCCAGGGACCGUAAAACACACGGUGAAACUACCAAAAAUGGAUUUGCGAAUCACGUAGUCACUGGUCAGCGUUUGCCGGCAAAUCCUAGCCUGUCGACAGUCGAACUGCUGGCUAUUAUUGCUGAUCGCGAUGCUGAAAUUAAGCAACUCAAAAAUAUUGUUCUGCAGAAAUCAGUGGAACAUCAAUUGCAAAUUUCGCGCAUUUUGGAGAAAGUUGCAGAGCUUGUCAAAACUGCGGUGAAUGCCAACGUUCAACGUGAAAUAAUGUCAGCGAUGACUGGAAUGGGUGUGUUCGGUUACAAUAAUAAUAAUGGCUACUGCAACAGAGACUACGAGAAUGAUGGUAAUGUGCAGUAG